This is a messenger RNA of Paramormyrops kingsleyae, 1560 nucleotides long. It is a transcript of the gene polr3h, whose product is annotated as polymerase (RNA) III (DNA directed) polypeptide H. Gene Ontology annotation, biological process: DNA-templated transcription; transcription initiation at RNA polymerase III promoter. The record is from RefSeq and is a predicted model, not a curated record. Gene Ontology annotation, cellular component: RNA polymerase III complex. NCBI's taxonomy places the organism in Eukaryota, Metazoa, Chordata, Actinopteri, Osteoglossiformes, Mormyridae. Gene Ontology annotation, molecular function: DNA-directed RNA polymerase activity; DNA binding.
GCAUGUCGUGAAUUACCCUGACACAACACGGUAUCGUUUAUGCUUCAUGGCAUGUAUAAUCUAAGACUCCGCUGAAGAAAUUGUAAAGAAUUGUAUCACGAUUGCUUGCAGCCGAAGACUUAGUGGCUGUUCUUCCUACACAAGAAGUAUGUUUGUGGUGGUGGAGAUGGUUGACACCGUAAGGAUUCCUCCAUGGCAGUUUCAAAGGCAACUAAAUGAUACCAUCGCAGAGGAGCUUAAUAAGAAGCUGGCCAACAAGGUAGUAUACAGUGUGGGCCUGUGCAUUUGUCUCUAUGACAUUACUAAGCUGGAAGACUCUUAUAUAUUCCCAGGGGAUGGAGCCUCCCACACUAAAGUGCACUUCAGAUAUGUGGUAUUCCAUCCAUUCCUGGACGAGAUCCUAGUGGGGAAGAUAAAAUACUGCAGCCAGGAAGGAGUGCAUGUAAGCCUGGGAUUCUUUGAUGACAUCAUCAUUCCCCCGGAGUCUCUCCAACAGGCCGCCAAGUUUGAUGAAGCUGAACAAGUUUGGGUAUGGGAGUACGAGACAGAUGAGGGGGCCCACGAUCUCUACAUGGACCAGGGCGAGGAGAUCCGCUUCAGAGUGGUGGACGAGCUCUUCGUAGACACGUCCCCGACAGGCCCUUCUGCUGCAACGGCCGACUCUGCCGCUACACCUGGGACUGAGGACAGCAGCCAGAAGAAGGAGGCUCCGUACACUCUGAUCGGCUCUAUCAGCGAACCAGGCUUGGGCCUUCUCUCAUGGUGGAACAACUAGCGAAGGAAUCAAAUGGACUGGUCAACAUGAGCGGGUGUAAAGUAACAGACACUCAUUUAUCUGACCCUCUCGGAGUUCCCAUGCCCUCCUGGCAAAGUCAUACGAAUGACGUCUUGUUGCAAUUCUGUGGAGCAGCCCGGGCCAAGGACCCUAAGGCCCGAGUACUAGGAGCCGCAGUCCUUCCAGUGGUACCCAGGACAUUACUCUGUGAAAAGGUUGCCAUAAUACUACUGAUGUCUUAGUAUAUCUUUUAAUGUGAGUGAUAAGGGAGAGCUGAGUUAAGCAGUCAAACUGCAAGAGUGUUCAUGCUGAAAGACCCUUAUGAGCACAACAGAAAGGCACUUGACUGGGAUUUCAAUUGGUUUUCCAUCUCAUCUGCGAAAUGCUUGUUCUAAGCUUCGAACCUAUGGAGGCAUGUAUUGUGCACAUAUAACCUCAAACUGCUAUGAUUAUUCAUUUCUCAACACAACUGUAGUGAGACUGGAUAAUUAAGAGAAUACCACAGUUCAAAUGAACGUGUACAGUCCAAUGAACUGUAGCAGCUGAAGGAGUAUGUAAAAUUAGAAUAUUUUUUAUUUAUAUAAUAUUGAAUUUUUUUUUAGCUAUGACUUGGUUUCAUCUGGAGUGGCUCACUAAGCCCCAAACACCAUCAACUGGAGAUGUUUGCGCGCUUAAUUCGAUAUUGAUCGUUGUGAACGUUUUGGAAAAUUUAUACUGCAUGUGAGUUUUUGGUUUUUAUUUUCCAAGCUGGAUGCAUUUUCGAUUAAUAAAAACCAUUUUCCUUG